Molecule: messenger RNA, 3094 nt
Organism: Papilio xuthus (Asian swallowtail)
Lineage: Eukaryota; Metazoa; Arthropoda; Insecta; Lepidoptera; Papilionidae
Exons: 3
Coding region: 89-3043 (984 amino acids)
Source: RefSeq, a predicted model, not a curated record
AUACUUCAGUGAAUAUUUGUUGCUAUGGUUAUAUUGAACUAACUUCUUGCUUUUAUUACAAUCAACUGCAUUCGAAACGGUUGUGGCGAUGGAUAAAAAAGUUUUGUUGAAAAGAAUAUCAAAAAAGUCAGGUAUUAAGCUCCCUCCAAUAGAAGAUCAAAAUGACAAUCAAAUUAAGACAAUUAUAGACGUAGAUCCAGACUUUUAUACUUUAGUAGACGGAAGACCGAUUCGACCUGAUACUUCAAUUCGUAAGUAUAAGAAAUAUAUCAAAGAUGUUGCAUUAAAAAGAACAUUUCAUGGUUUCCUCUUAGAUGAAAUAUUGCGCAUAGAUAAAGAUAUUAAAACAGAGAGAAAAAUAUACGAAACUGCAUCGAAACAUUUUAGUGAAUGUCAAGAAAGUUUUAAUAAAUUUUUAGCGGAUGAUAACAAUAAGACUAUUGUUGUAAUGAAAAAAUCUGAUAAUUUGGAUAAGGAGUUAGCAAAUCAAAUAGAAGAACACAAAAAAGCGAAUUACGAAUUAGCAUCUCUCAGAUCUAAGUUGCAAUACAUUGAUGAGACAUUGCAAAUUUUAAUUUCGUUUCAAAAAUUUUUAUAUAACGCUGCUCCAGUAUUAUGGCAAGAUAAUAAUAAAUUAAAUUUAGUAACGAGUAAUUUGGAUAUUUUCACUUUGGAUUCAGAUAUAUUUUGUGAAAUUAAUGUGAACUCAGUGAUAGAAAAAUUGAGAGAACUGCCCCCAGCUGUACUGUAUUUUGAAAAACCAGCACAAAUUCUAAUUAUUUUUCAAUCGCUAGAGCAGCAAAAUUUAAAUUACCUUUUAAAAACAGUAGAACUACGUUCGGAAAAGAAUAGAUUUUUAAAAUCAGCCAGCCUUCUUGAAGAUUUACUUCGAAAUGAGUUGGAUUUCAUACAAGAACAGAUGCAUUCAGUUCAAAAAGCUAUUGAAGAGGAUGAAAAGAGAGAAAAAGAAUUGAAAGAAGAAUUUUACAAUAUCUUGAAUGACAAGAUAAAGUAUUUGAUAUGCUCAGAAAGUGUAUUAAAAAUUUCUAAUUACGUAGAGUUUGCUUACGAACAACUAAUUGGUCCAAACGAGACUCACCUGAGCACUUUGGACCAGGUUCUUGCGUUAGAACAAGAAUAUAACUCCGUAAUGUUGGAACUAUCUGCCUUCGAUUUAAAUGAAGUCAAGUCUAUUGAAAAAAUAAUCUACGAUGACGGAGCCAGGGAAAUAAAGCAAGCGAAAGAAGCUGCUAAGAUAUUAAAAGAUUUAUUUUGUAAUAUUAUUUAUAUAAUGUCGUGCCUACAUAAAGAGCGAAAACCCAUGGUUCCUUUAAAAACUUUAGAUAUAAUUUUUAGAAGAAGAUAUGUACCGAAUACUCAGCAUUAUUUCACCGACCGUCGUCACGCAGUACGCAAAGAUGAAGGGAAAAGAAAAGCGGAGCCAUUCCGAAUACCAAGAUCUGAGAAACUUCUAUCAUAUAUCAAAUACAGCGACCAGCAGGAAAAGAAUUAUAUGAGGAAAAGAUUAACUCAACCUCUACAUAUGAAAGACAAUUUACGAAUGGCUGCUACGAGAGAUAUUUCAGAACGACUCUUUAUCGAAGAAACCAGUGAUAGUGUAAGAGCAGUUGUAGAAAUUCAUCCAGAAUUUUAUUCAGUCAUCGAAGGUCGCCCACUGCGUUGUUUUGAUGAUAUAAAAGUGUAUAUUAACAAUAUACGUAGUUACGCUAUGGAUCGACAGCAGAUUGGUUACAGACGAGAUUUAAUACUAAAUAUCGAUAAAAGUAUUAUGGAGGAAUCCACGGAGCAUAACAAAAUUGUAGAGAACUUGAAGCGUCAUAUACAAAAUUUCCAAAAAUUUCUAACAGAAGACUACAAAAAGGCAUGUCAGAAAGUUUCAAAAGCAGAAAAACUUUACAGCGAAUUGGUCGCCAAAAAUUCUCAAUUUUUAAGUUAUGUUUCAACUUUAACCCUUCUGAAUAACAUUAUUUUUAAACUAGACGCAAUUAGAGGUGUUUUGAAGAUUUACAGACGAUUUUUGUUGUUUGUUGCUCCUCUUUCGUGGCGGCAAAUUUAUGACGAGACAUUAAGGGACAGAGUACGUUCCAUCCAGUUUGAAUCUGGACAAUUUGCUACAGAUAAUGACCUAGUGGAUACUUUGGAUAUCGACAAAAUUAUUGAAUCCGCAAAAAUUGAAUUUAAAAAUCCUCUACCAGCGCACAUGUAUUUUAAGACGCCUGAACAAAUGAUGUACUUAUUUCGUACUAUGGAAUUACAGAGUAGAGAAUAUUUAAUCCAGCUAUCCAAAACGAAUGUACCAUUUCGUUUGUUACAAGAACGAAUUAAGCAAUUAAAACAAGCAACGAAACACGAACUUGAUUACUUUCAAUUUUAUAUUGAUAGUAUUAAUUAUGAAAUAGAGCGAGAAAAUCACAAUGAACAACUUCUACAAGAAAAAUUCUUCCGUAUUUUAAACGAUACAUUUUACGAAAGUGUCGCCAGUCCUGACACUUUGAAGCUUAAAAUUUGCAUCGAAUACGUUUACGAACAAAUUUUUGGUAAAUGUGAAGAAGGCCACCAAAGUCUACACGAUCCAAUGAAGAUUUUGGAGGUGAUGUAUGAAGAUUAUAAUCUGCGGUUAGAUGCUUUAGACUUUAAAAUUGUCAAUCAAGCGAGAAAUGACUUCUUUUCACAAGAUCUAAAGACAAUGAUGAACGCUUACAAGGCACAGCGAGAACUGAGAGCAUUCCGAGAAAUGACGAAUGCUAUGAAUAAAGCAUUUUUACCUCCUGCAAAAUUUUCAAGACCUCCAUCAGUAAAAAGUGUUUUAAUAAAAGCUAAAAAGAAGCACGCCAGUACAAGAAAGUCUAUUGUAGAGGAAGAAGACGAAGUGAAGUCAAAACAUAAAUUAACAGCUGACGAAAAAGAGGGUUUAAUAUUUUUUACAGAGUGGUGUGAAGGAUUGGAUCCAACACCUUUUCUAAAAGAGUAUAAUGAAUUUGUACGACCCGUUUUUAGAAAAACUCCUAAAUUAUCAGAUUAAAUAUGUAUUUGUUUCUUUUUACUUAACAUAUGGUAUUAAACAUUUACAGCA